Talaromyces proteolyticus is the source of this 1701-nucleotide messenger RNA. RefSeq lists its product as uncharacterized. The transcript has 3 exons. Gene Ontology annotation, molecular function: hydrolase activity, acting on carbon-nitrogen (but not peptide) bonds. The coding region runs from base 163 to 1701 and encodes 512 amino acids. The record is from RefSeq and is a predicted model, not a curated record. NCBI's taxonomy places the organism in Eukaryota, Fungi, Ascomycota, Eurotiomycetes, Eurotiales, Trichocomaceae.
CAUGGACAUCAUGAUCCAUCCUCAGGGCCUAUUAGUGCUUCUGUUCGAGCCAGAAAUCUUCACUACCAAGCUUAUAAAAUGCACCUUCUGUAACUAUUUCAUUCUGACCUCUACCAAGUAGUUUCAUAAGUCCAAUUUCUACCUAAACUCCAUUCCAUCACUAUGACUUCACUGUUGAGAGGGAGCGCAACUAUCAUUCGCAAGCCCUCCAAGCUCCUGAGAGGUGGAACCGUCCUUAUCCAUGGUGAUCAGGACCGUAUAUUGCCUCAAAAGGCCGAUGUUCUCAUCGAAGGGGACCGGAUCUCCAAGAUUGAAGCCUCAAUUUCGGCACCUGAUGGGUGCCAUAUCAUCGAUUGCUCUGACAAGAUUAUAUCGCCCGGCUUUGUUGAUACCCAUCAUCAUGUAUGGCAGUCACCGCUGAAGGGGCUUUUUGGAGAUACCGCUCUCUUUCCCUACUUGGCAAUAGUACACGCGGCCGGCUUGGUGCUCACUUCUGACGACAUGUUCUGGGCAAAUUUAGCGGGCAAUUUGGAGGCUGUUGAUGCCGGAACUACCACUACUAUGGAUCAUGCCCAUAUGAACUGGUCCAAAGACCAUAGUCCAUCAGCCAUUGCAGGUACCCUCUCGUCAGGCAUCCGCUCGAUAUUUGGCUAUACCCCAGUAGCUACACUGGCAGCCACCAUGCCAAAAGUCGAGUUCUCGCCUGAUCCUUUGCCAGACUGGGUUAUGCAGGCCUUUGAGCAACUUGCCACCUCUCACCCGCUAAAUGACCCGGAGUCUCGAGUUAAGCUGGGGUUAGGGUUUGACUUCUACCAUCUUUCGAAAGAAGUUGUCGUGGGUGUUUUUGAGAGGGCCAAGUCCCUUGGGACGAAGAUAAUUACAUCUCAUUUCAUCCAGAAUUUUGUUCGGGAUAGCGAGAGCUUGCCUGUCUUGCUAAAGUCGUAUGGUCUUCUUCAAAAGGGCAUGGUUCUCUCACAUGCCGGCGGGGCUACCGCAGACGACGUCAAAUUGAUGCACAAUGCCAAUUGCUUUGUCUCGGCCACCCCGAAUACGGAACUCGCCAUGGCCGUUGGUCCUCCUGUCUGCUUCCGCGCCGACCUCCCUGGCAUCGAUCCAAUUUGCUCCCUAGGGGUCGAUUGUCAUUCUGCAACGAGCGGCAGUAUGGUCAAUGAGAUGCGUGUCGCCUUGCAGACUGCAAGGGGCAUAGAGAGCAGGACUCACAUCCGAAAUGGCGAGUGGCCGAGGGAAGUAUCCCACAAGACCGUUGAUGCGUUCAACAUGGGUACUAUUCAGGGUGCCCGUGCACUAUGUAUGGAAGAUGACAUAGGUAGCAUCAAAGUGGGCAAAAAGGCGGACCUAGUGGUGUUCGAAACUCUUAGCCCGGCUAUGUCGUGUGUUGCACAGCAGGAUCCGGUUAUGGCUAUUGUUCUGCACUCGAACAUACGCGAUAUCGACACUGUGUUGGUGGAUGGAGAAAUUAAAAAGCAAAAUGGCAAGCUCUGCCCGGUCAAGGCAUUUGAGUGGCAUAGUGAGAAAGGAUUUGUGGACAUGGGUCUUGUUAUAGAGUGGCGAGAGGUAGCUGACCGGAUUCUCGCAAUACACCAGAGGGUUGUAUCGAAGAUGUCGAACAGCCUUCUCUUGGAGAUAGAAGAUCAUGUCCGGGAGAGAUUUGGCCAUAAGCAAAGCUCUACCAAGCUGUAG